Nanorana parkeri is the source of this 1410-nucleotide messenger RNA. Its product is annotated as D(1C) dopamine receptor. The record is from RefSeq and is a predicted model, not a curated record. The transcript has a single exon. Gene Ontology annotation, cellular component: membrane. Gene Ontology annotation, biological process: adenylate cyclase-activating adrenergic receptor signaling pathway. Gene Ontology annotation, molecular function: G protein-coupled receptor activity. NCBI's taxonomy places the organism in Eukaryota, Metazoa, Chordata, Amphibia, Anura, Dicroglossidae. The coding region runs from base 13 to 1410 and encodes 465 amino acids.
GGUGGUCACCUCAUGGAAAACCUCUCCUCCUUCAAUGUCACCAUCCACGUGUUGAACGAAGAUCUAGAUGUGGCUGGCACAGACUUGAGCCUCCGAGCCCUGACGGGCUUGCUGUUGUCCCUGCUCAUCUUGUCCACCCUUCUGGGAAACACGUUGGUUUGCCUGGCUGUCAUCAAGUUCAGACACCUGAGGUCCAAGGUGACCAACUUCUUUGUCAUCUCCUUGGCAGUGUCGGAUCUCUUUGUAGCUCUGCUGGUGAUGCCCUGGAAGGCAGUCACUGAAGUAGCAGGGUAUUGGCUGUUUGGAGACUUCUGUGACACCUGGAUCGCCUUUGACAUAAUGUGCUCCACAGCUUCUAUCCUGAACUUGUGCAUCAUCAGUCUGGACCGCUACUGGGCUAUAGCCAGUCCAUUCAGGUAUGAAAGAAAAAUGACUCAGAGAGUAGCUUUCGUCAUGAUAGGUGUAGCCUGGACCUUAUCCAUCCUUAUAUCCUUUAUACCUGUGCAACUUAGCUGGCAUAAGUCCCAAGAGACUGAUAUGGAGCGUGAUACCACCAACCAGACAGAGAACUGUGACUCCAGCCUCAACCGGACUUAUGCCAUAGCGUCUUCCCUAAUAAGCUUCUACAUACCUGUGGUCAUCAUGAUCGGGACUUACACCAGAAUUUACAGGAUAGCACAGACUCAAAUCAGAAGGAUUUCUUCAUUGGAAAAAGCUGUAGAGCACGCUCAGAGCUGCCACCCAGACUGUCAUCAUGACAACUCCUUGAAGACCUCAUUUAGGAAGGAGACCAAAGUCCUGAAGACCUUGUCUAUCAUUAUGGGGGUAUUUGUGUUCUGCUGGCUGCCAUUUUUUGUUCUGAACUGCAUGGUCCCUUUCUGCCACGUUGAUCUCCCCAGUGACAGUGACCCAGAGCCCCCUUGUGUCAGUGAGACCACUUUUAGUAUAUUUGUCUGGUUCGGAUGGGCGAACUCCUCUUUAAAUCCUGUCAUCUAUGCAUUUAAUGCCGAUUUUAGAAAAGCCUUCACCACCAUUUUGGGAUGUAAUAGAUUCUGUUCUAGCACAAAUGUAGAAGCUGUAAAUUUCAGCAAUGAACUGGUGUCUUACCACCAUGACACCACCUUCCAGAAGGAUAUACCAGUAACUUUCAACAACUCUCAGCUUCCCAAUGUGGUGACUCAAGAUCAGGAGGACUUGGAGGGGCAUUGUUUUGACAGAGUGUCUAUUAUAUCCAAUUCACAUGGGAAUAGGAGCCAAAAGAACUUAUUAUUGCCUGCUGGUGUUCAGUUUGAAUGUGAGGCUGAGAUAUCACUAGAGACAAUCACUCCAUUCACAUCUGCAGGACCUUUAGAAUGCCACCAGCAUGCAGUGACAGAUGAAGAAAGACAAUAUUCUGCAAAGCUAUAUUAA